Eucalyptus grandis is the source of this 6865-nucleotide messenger RNA. RefSeq lists its product as uncharacterized. The transcript has 17 exons. The coding region runs from base 159 to 6620 and encodes 2153 amino acids. The record is from RefSeq and is a predicted model, not a curated record. Lineage: Eukaryota; Viridiplantae; Streptophyta; Magnoliopsida; Myrtales; Myrtaceae. Gene Ontology annotation, biological process: cell morphogenesis. Gene Ontology annotation, cellular component: site of polarized growth; cell cortex.
ACAGCUGGGGAACGAGAAAAAGCAUCGAGGCCAUCAAGCAGGGGAGGCUCGACGAAGCGUUGUUCCCGUCGAGAGAGCUCCUCAAGCGAAGAAGAAGUUGAAGAAAAUGGAGGAGUGAAUUCCCGGCGCGCGCGCGAGACUCCAUCGGCGGAGAAAAGAUGAAGGCAGGAAGCGCCGCGAAAUUGAUCGUCGACGCCCUCCUGCAGCGGUUCCUCCCCCUCGCCCGGCGGCGCAUCGAGACCGCUCAAGCUCAGGAUGGGCAGUACCUUCGACCAUCAGAUCCGGCCUAUGAACAAGUACUCGAUUCAUUGGCUAUGGUUGCACAGCAUACACCUAUACCUCUUCUAGAAGCCCUUCUUAGAUGGAGAGAAAGUGAGUCCCCAAAAGGUGCAAAUGAUGCAUCUACUUUCCAGAGGAAGCUUGCAGUGGAAUGCAUCUUUUGCUCGGCAUGUAUUCGGUUUGUAGAAUGCUGUCCUCAGGAGGGACUCACAGAAAAGCUUUGGAGGGGACUUGAAAGCUUUGUUUUUGAUUGGCUAAUUAAUGCUGACAGGGUGGUAAGCCAGGUUGAUUAUCCCUCAUUAGUUGAUUUGCGCGGGCUUCUUCUUGACUUGGUAGCUCAGCUUUUGGGUGCCUUAUCUCGAAUCAGAUUCAGUUCUGUCACUGAGCGCUUUUUCGAUGAACUCAAGAGCCGUUCUAUUGAUACCAGUAUUUGUCGAAGUGAAACUCUCAGUAUUAUUAAUGGCAUGCGUUACUUGAAACUUGGGGUUAAAACUGAGGGAGGAUUGAAUGCAUCGGCAUCGUUUGUGGCAAAGGCCAACCCUCUCAUACGGGCUCCUCAUAAACGGAAAAGCGAGCUUCAUCAUGCACUGUGCAAUAUGCUUUCAAACAUCCUGGCCCCACUUGCUGAUGGUGGGAAAAGCCAGUGGCCUCCAUCAGGGGUGGAGCCUGCACUUGCAUUGUGGUAUGAAGCUGUUGGCCGUAUAAGAGGGCAGCUUAUGCAAUGGAUGGACAAGCAAAGCAAACACAUCACAGUUGGUUUCCCAUUGGUAACUCUUCUUCUCUGCCUUGGAGAUCCUCAAACCUUUAACAGCGGCUUAAGUUCUCACAUGGAACAACUCUACAAGCUACUCAGAGACAAAAAUCAUAGAUUCAUGGCCCUGGAUUGUCUUCAUCGAGUAAUGAGGUUUUAUCUAAGUGUGUAUGCAUCUAGCCAUGCCCAAAAUCGCAGAUGGGACUACUUAGAUAGUGUGACCUCUCAACUUUUGACAGUUCUGAGGAAAGGAAUGCUCACUCAGGAUGUGCAACAUGACAAGCUUGUUGAAUUCUGUGUGACAAUGGCAGAGCAUAACCUUGAUUUUGCCAUGAAUCACAUGGUGCUAGAGUUACUCAAGCAAGAUAGCUCAAGUGAAGCGAAGGUGAUUGGCCUCAGAGCUCUGCUCUCCAUUGUGAUGACACCUUCAAGCCAGCACUUCGGAUUGGAGAUAUUCAAAGGUCAUGAUAUUGGCCACUACAUUCCAAAAGUUAAGGCUGCCAUUGAGCUGAUACUGAGGUCUUGCAAUCGGACUUACAGUCAGGCUGUUCUAACUUCCUCAAGGACCACAAUUGAUGCUGUGACCAAAGACAAGGCUCAGGUAUCUCUCUUCAGGUCAGUGCUGAAGUGCAUACCCUAUCUGAUUGAAGAAGUUGGCCGAAGUGACAAAAUCACUGAAAUAAUACCUCGACAUGGCAUAAGUAUUGAUCCUGGUGUUCGUGAAGAAGCUGUACAAGUACUGAAUCGGAUUGUGAGGUAUCUUCCCCAUCGUCGUUUCGCAGUUAUGAGAGGGAUGGCCAACUUUAUUCUGCAACUUCGUGAUGACUUCCCACUUCUCAUUCAGACUUCAUUGGGGCGCCUAUUAGAACUCAUGCGUUUUUGGCGAGCUUGUUUAUCUGAAAAUAGGGUUGACUCCAAUGUGGUAGAGUUAAAGAGUGUUGAUCGGGCAAAUGAGGGAUUCAAGAAGCCUUCUUUCCACCAUUCAGCUGAGAAAAUAGAAUUUCAUGCUUCAGAGAUAGAUGCCGUGGGUCUUAUCUUUCUCAGUUCUGUUGACAGCCAGAUUAGACACACUGCACUGGAAUUGUUGCGUUGUGUUCGUGCCUUGAGGAAUGAUAUAAGAAACCUUUCAGCACGUGAACACUCAGAGGACUAUUUUGUCAGUGAAGCCCAGCCUAUUUUUAUAAUUGACGUCCUCGAAGAACAUGGGGAUGAAAUUGUUCAGAGCUGCUAUUGGGAUUCUGGGCGUCCUUUUGAUUUGAGACGAGAAUCUGAUGUCAUUCCUCCUGAUGUGACGCUUCAGUCAAUAAUAUUCGACAGCCCUGAUAAGAAUAGGUGGGCUCGGUGUCUGAGUGAGCUUAUAAAGUAUGCUGCUGAGCUAUGUCCUAGCUCUGUUCAAGAAGCAAAGGUGGAGGUCAUUCAACGUCUUGCUCAUAUUACACCAGUUGAGUUAGGCGGAAAGGCGACACAGGCACAAGAUAUGGAGAAUAAACUGGAUCAAUGGCUUAUGUAUGCAAUGUUUCUAUGUUCGUGUCCACCAGAUGGUAAAGAAGCUGGUGGCUUGACUGUAAACAAAGAUCUCUAUAAUCUGAUUUUAUCCUCAUUAAAAUCUGGAUCAGAGGCCUAUACACAUGCAGCUACCAUGGCACUCGGUCACUCACAUCUGGAAGCGUGUGAAAUCAUGUUUGGUGAACUUUCAUCUUUUAUCGAUGAGAUUUCAAUGGAAACGGAGGGAAAACCAAAGUGGAAGUAUCAAAAAUCUCGGCGAGAGGAACUCCGCAUUCACAUCGCUAAUAUAUAUCGGACAGUUGCUGAGAGUGUCUGGCCUGGCAUGUUGGUCCGUAAACCCGCCUUCCGUCUCCACUAUCUGAAGUUCAUUGAGGAGACAACGAGGCACAUAGUUUCAGCACCUCCUGAGAGUUUCCAUGAAAUUCAACCUCUCCGUUAUGCACUGGCUUCUAUUCUAAAAACACUUGCCCCCGAAUUUGUCGAUUCAAAGUCUGAAAGGUUUGAUCUUAGAACCAGAAAGAAACUAUUUGAUCUGCUUCUCUCAUGGUGUGAUGAUGCAGUGAGCACAUGGAGUCAGGAUGGUGUUACUGACUAUCGUCGUGACGUUGAGCGGUACAAGUCCUCACAGCACUCUCGCUCAAAGGAUUCUGUAGAUAAACUUUCUUUUGAUAGAGAAGUUAGCGAACAGGUGGAGGCCAUCCAGUGGGCCUCGAUGAAUGCUAUGGCUUCACUUCUAUAUGGGCCUUGCUUUGAUGACAAUGCAAGAAAAAUGAGUGGCAGAGUGAUAUCUUGGAUCAAUAGUUUAUUUAUGGAACCAAGUGCGAGAGCUCCUUUUGGUUACUCACCAGCUGAUCCACGGACUCCCUCUUAUUCCAAGUACACAGGAGAAGGUGGGCGGGGUAAUGCUGCUCGUAACAGAGGUGGUCAUCUUCGUGCUUCUCUGGCAAAGUUGGCCUUAAAAAACCUGCUUCUCACCAAUUUGGACCUGUUUCUUGCAUGCAUUGAUCAGUGCUACUAUUCAGAUCCCGUCAUUGCUGAUGGAUACUUCAGCGUGUUGGCGGAGGUCUACAUGCGGCAAGAAAUACCAAAAUGUGAAAUUCAGCGACUCUUGAGCCUUAUCCUGUAUAAGGUGGUGGAUCCAUCUAGGCAAAUUCGUGAUGAAGCGCUUCAGAUGCUAGAGACGCUUUCAGACCGUGAGUGGGCAGAGGUUGGCGUUGAUGGUUCGGGGAGCUACCGAGCUGCUGUUGUUGGAAAUCUUCCUGAUUCCUACCAACAGUUUCAGUACAAGUUGUCAUGCAAGUUGGCUAAAGAUCAUCCUGAACUAAGUCAACUUCUGUGUGAGGAAAUUAUGCAGAGACAACUUGAUGCUGUUGAUAUUAUAGCACAGCAUCAGGUCCUAACAUGCAUGGCUCCCUGGAUUGAGAAUCUCAAUUUCUGGAAACUCAAAGAGUCUGGUUGGAGUGAAAGAUUGUUGAAAAGCCUUUACUACGUGACAUGGCGGCACGGCGACCAAUUUCCAGAUGAGAUUGAGAAGCUAUGGAGGACUAUUGCCAGCAAGCCCAGGAACAUUAGCCCGGUUAUAGAUUUCCUGAUAACAAAAGGGAUCGAAGAUUGCGAUUCAAAUGCAUCUGCAGAAAUUAGUGGUGCAUUUGCUACAUAUUUUUCUGUUGCAAAGCGAGUAAGUUUAUACUUGGCUCGCAUAUGUCCACAGCGGACAAUUGAUCACUUAGUUUUCCAGUUGUCUCAAAGGAUGCUGGAAGAUAGUAUUGAACCUGUUCUGCCAGGUGGAAAUAAGGGCGAUGCAGGUGGAAACUAUUUGUUGGAAUUCUCGCAGGGACCUCCAGCAGCCCAGGUAGCAGCUUUAGUGGACAGCCAACCGCAUAUGUCACCACUCCUUGUUCGAGGUUCCCUUGAUGGUCCUCUUCGGAAUACGAGUGGCAGCCUGAGCUGGAGAACGGCAGCUGUGACUGGAAGAAGUGUAUCAGGCCCACUUAGUCCAAUGCCUCCUGAGCUGAAUAUAGUUCCAGUAACUGCAGGACGGUCAGGUCAGCUGCUUCCUACUCUGGUGAACAUGUCAGGGCCAUUAAUGGGGGUCAGAAGUUCAACUGGAAGUAUGAGGAGCCGCCAUGUUUCUCGAGAUAGUGGGGACUACCUGAUUGAUACUCCAAACUCUGGAGAAGAGGGGAUUCAUGCUGCUGCUGGAGGGCAUGCCGUAAAUGCAAAAGAACUGCGAUCAGCAUUGCAAGGGCAUCAGCAACAUUCACUCACCCAUGCAGAUAUAGCAUUGAUUCUGCUUGCAGAAAUAGCAUAUGAAAAUGAUGAAGACUUCCGUGAGCACCUUCCUCUGCUAUUUCAUGUCACAUUUGUGUCAAUGGAUAGUUCAGAAGAUAUAGUGCUGGAGCACUGCCAACACUUGCUUGUUAAUUUGUUGUACUCGCUUGCUGGACGGCACUUGGAGUUGUAUGAAGUUGAAAAUAGUGAUGGAGAGAAUAAACAGCAGGUUGUGAGCCUGAUCAAAUAUGUCCAGUCAAAGCGUGGGAGCAUGAUGUGGGAAAAUGAGGAUCCUGCAGUUACUAGAACUGAGCUUCCAAGUGCAGCUCUUCUAUCUUCCCUAGUUCAGAGCAUGGUUGAUGCAAUCUUUUUUCAAGGAGAUUUACGUGAAACUUGGGGCGUUGAGGCACUUAAAUGGGCAAUGGAGUGCACCUCGAGACACCUUGCAUGUCGCUCACACCAGAUUUACCGUGCACUUCGACCCACCGUUACCAGUGAUACAUGCGUAUCACUCCUCCGCUGCCUUCACAGAUGCCUAGGAAACCCAGUGCCUCCAGUUCUGGGUUUUGUUAUGGAAAUUCUCUUGACAUUGCAAGUCAUGGUGGAGAACAUGGAACCAGAGAAGUUGAUACUUUAUCCUCAACUCUUUUGGGGGUGUGUGGCGAUGAUGCACACAGAUUUUGUUCAUGUGUACUGUCAGGUACUUGAGCUCUUCUCCCGUAUAAUUGAUCGCUUAUCAUUUCGAGAUAGAACAACAGAAAAUGUCCUCCUCUCAAGCAUGCCCAGAGAUGAGUUUGAUGCCUCUGGUAGUGACAUGGGAGAGUAUCACCGGAUGGAUUCCAGGAGUGCCUCUGAAGUUCCCCCAUCCAUUGGGAAUCUGCCAGUUUUUGAAGGGGUUCAGCCUCUCGUGCUAAAAGGACUCAUGUCGACUGUUAGUCAUGGCAUAUCCAUUGAGGUCCUCUCACAGAUCACUGUGCAUUCCUGUGACUCAAUUUUUGGGGAUACAGAGACAAGACUGUUGAUGCAUAUCACAUGCUUACUCCCAUGGCUCUGCUUGCAGCUGAGCAAUGAUCUAGUAGUAGGUCCUGCUUCUCCGCUCCAACAGCAGUAUCAGAAGGCUUGCUCGGUUGCAGCCAACAUAUCUAUCUGGUGUCAAGCAAAAUCGUUGGAAGAUUUAGCUACAGUAUUUAUGGCUUACUCCCAGGGUGAGAUCAAAAGCGUCGAUAACCUCCUUGCCUGUGUGUCGCCGCUUUUGUGCAACGAGUGGUUUCCAAAGCACUCUGCUCUUGCUUUUGGGCACUUGCUGCGGUUAUUGGAGAAGGGGCCAGUAGAGUACCAGCGCGUGUUACUUCUCAUGCUGAAGGCAUUGCUUCAGCAUACUCCCAUGGACGCUGCCCAGAGUCCACACAUGUAUGCAAUAGUGUCCCAGUUGGUGGAGAGCACAUUGUGUUGGGAGGCACAGAGUGUUCUGGAAGCUCUCUUGCAGAGCUGUAGCUCCUUGACAGGUUCCCAUCCACAGGAUCAAGGGUUAUUGUCCGAGAAUGGCUUCGGGAAUGAUGAUAAACUUUUAGCUUCUCAAAUGUCCUUCAAGGCAAGAAGUGGACCUCUUCAAUACCCGAUGGGGUCCGCAUUUGGGGCAGGUCUGAGUAUGGCCUCGCAAGGGGGAUCAACUGAACCAGGUUUGCCACCAAGAGAGGUAGCUUUGAGGAAUACACGCUUGAUCCUUGGGCGGGUGCUUGAUAAAUGUGCUCUUGGACGGAGGAGGGAUUAUAGAAGACUUGUGCCAUUUGUUGCUAAUUUUGGUAAUCCGUAGUGACUCACAAUCUGUUAGCAGUCCAGACAGACACCAUUCCAUACAUAUUUGACAUGUUAGUUACAUGUACAGUGUUGUAUAUAAUCAUUGUAAGAGAUGAGUAGUUGUCCAAGCUUGUAAUUGCACAAGAAGUUUAAAACUUUAUCAAUGCAAUUGAUUUUGCUUGCUCCAAUAAGUUAGAAAGGAUCUAGUACUUCCUGUAAUCCCCCGCAUAUAUUGUGAUGGAAUUUGAAUUGUCAGUAACA